AUGGUAAAGCCUUCAAGAAAAGAUUGGAGUUUGAAGCUUAAUAAUGCAUUGUGGGCUUACAGAAUAGCAUUCAAAAACCCUAUAGGGAUAUCUCUAUACAGCUUUAUCUAUGAAAAAUCAUGCCACUUACCAGUGGAAGCGGAGCACAAAGCUUAUUGGGCUGUCUCAACAUGCAACAAGAAAAUGGACAAAGCUGACAAGGAAAGGCUAUUUCAGCUUCAAGAGAUAAAAGAACUGAGACGAGAGGCCUAUGACAACUCCCGGAUAUACAAGGAAAAGUGCAAGGCCAUUCACGACAGUGGUAUCUUAAGGAAGAAUUUCAAGCUUGGUGAAAAGGUCCUUGAAUUCAAAGCCCGUUUCAAAUUUAGAGACGGGAAGUUGAAGGAGAGAUAG
Messenger RNA from Neltuma alba, 393 nucleotides. RefSeq lists its product as uncharacterized. The coding region runs from base 1 to 393 and encodes 130 amino acids. Gene Ontology annotation, molecular function: nucleic acid binding. The record is from RefSeq and is a predicted model, not a curated record. The transcript has a single exon. NCBI's taxonomy places the organism in Eukaryota, Viridiplantae, Streptophyta, Magnoliopsida, Fabales, Fabaceae.